This is a messenger RNA of Etheostoma cragini (Arkansas darter), 2071 nucleotides long. RefSeq names its product bone morphogenetic protein 7-like. The record is from RefSeq and is a predicted model, not a curated record. The transcript is spliced from 7 exons. Gene Ontology annotation, biological process: SMAD protein signal transduction. Lineage: Eukaryota; Metazoa; Chordata; Actinopteri; Perciformes; Percidae. Gene Ontology annotation, cellular component: extracellular region. The coding region runs from base 503 to 1771 and encodes 422 amino acids. Gene Ontology annotation, molecular function: cytokine activity; growth factor activity.
AUGGCCUUUGGUGUUGAAGAGACCACCAGGGAAAAUAUGUGCUAAUCAGACUUUAAGUCCACUUUCAUUAGUGGCCCAAAGGUCAUCUUCAAACAAAGGAAGCAGUGAUGGGACACUCCGAUGUGAAAGGUCCACACCCCAUCUAUCUUAUUAUCAAGAUGGAGAAGUCCACUUCAUGACACUGACCUAUUCUCACCCUACUUUUCAUUGACUUACCCCCACACGCUCUCAAUCUUUCCAGUCUUGGUCUGCAUUCUAAACCCCUCCUGCCCCUCCCCUGACACAGCGCCUCUAUAACAUUCAUUCCCAAGUUGCCAUCAGGGGGAUCGCACGGCUUUAUCACACCAAAACAUUGCGCAACUAUAGAUGAUGAGGGAAAGGUAUUCUGAGUUUAAAGAGGGUAGUGUGUUUUACUCCUAGCCUUCGACAAGUAGGGGACUGUUAAAGUAGAAAACGCAUCCCCAGUCUUAGCUUUCGAGUAGUUAGGCUUGCCGCACGUAAAAUGGUUAAAAGCGCCUUGGCAACGAUAUCAAUCCUCCUGUCGUGGGGUUACUGCGUGUUGGCUGCGCAGGUCGCCUUUGCCAACUUCUCCGUGGAUAACGAAGUGCGCUCCAGCUUCAUCCAGCGGCGGCUGCGGAGCCAAGAGCGCAGGGAGAUGCAGCGGGAGAUCCUCUCCAUCCUGGGGCUGCCGCAUCGUCCGCGGCCGCACGUCCACACCAAACACAACGCUGCCCCGAUGUACAUGCUGGACCUGUACAAUACCAUCUCUACAGACGCAGAGCCACACGGGUACUCUUACUACAAGUCCGUUUUACCGACCCAAGUCUCCCCCGUGGUGACCCCACAGGACAGCCGCUUCCUAGAUGACGCAGACAUGGUGAUGAGUUUUGUCAAUCUUGUUGAUCAGGAUCAGGAUCUAUUGUACCAGCAGCACAGAAGAGAAUUCCGAUUUGACCUUUCCCGUAUUCCAAAGGGAGAGGCCGUCACAGCAGCGGAGUUUAGGAUCUAUAAAGAUUUAAUCCAGGAACGCUAUGAGAAUGAGACAUUCAGAGUCAGUGUAUACCAGGUCCUGCAGGAGUCUCCAAACAGUGAAGUGGAGCUCUUGCUGCUGUAUCAACGAGAAGUGUGGGCCGCUGAGGAGGGCUGGCUGGUCUUUGACCUGACCGACAGCAGUAAUCUCUGGUUGGUCGACCCUGAGCAGAACCUUGGCCUGCACCUGGUCCUGGAAGACAGCCACGGCCAGAGGAGGAACCCUCGGCUGGCGGGGAUGGUGACAGGCGGACCUCAGGACAAGCAGCCCUUCAUGGUUGCCUUUUUCAAAGCCAAUGAGGUGCGCUUCCGCAGCAUCCGCUCUGCCCACAAGGGGCGCCAGUCUAACCGCUCCAAACCCCAGAAGACUGUCCAAGAUGCACUAAAGGCAGUGGAGGCUGCAACAGAUAACCUUGGCAUCACCAAAGAGGGAUGUAAAAAGCAUGAGCUGUAUGUCAGUUUUAGAGAUUUGGGAUGGCAGGACUGGAUCAUAGCUCCAGAGGGCUAUGCAGCAUACUACUGCGAGGGAGAAUGUGCCUUCCCUCUCAACUCCUACAUGAAUGCGACCAAUCACGCCAUCGUACAAACUCUGGUGCACUUUAUCAACCCGGACACGGUGCCCAAGCCCUGCUGUGCCCCCACCCAGCUCCACGGCAUCUCAGUGCUCUACUUUGACGACAGCUCCAACGUUAUCCUCAAGAAGUACCGCAACAUGGUGGUCAGAGCCUGUGGCUGCCACUGACCGCUCCAACCGCUACCUGUGAGUUCUGCAAUGAUGGAGGAACACCUGAAAAAGGCGGAUGUGAAGGAACCAGAGACAAUUGACUGGUUGGUCAUCAAGGAGCUUCUGCCACAGAACGAGCUUUGAUCUGGCGUACUGUUUUAUUGAGCAUCAACUGAGCCUCCCAUGCAGUAUUAACCACUACCACAAACCAAGUAGAACCAUUGAACAAAGGUACAUAAAGUGCACUAAAAGGACUCCAAACAAUGUUGAGAUACCUGACAUACUCAAAUUAAACAUUCAGUGCUAGAAACAGAAAGU